Messenger RNA from Rosa chinensis, 1022 nucleotides. RefSeq lists its product as uncharacterized. Lineage: Eukaryota; Viridiplantae; Streptophyta; Magnoliopsida; Rosales; Rosaceae. Bases 326 to 736 code for a protein of 136 amino acids. The transcript has a single exon. The record is from RefSeq and is a predicted model, not a curated record.
UCUGAUCCUACUUUCCAACAUUAGGGAUUCUUCAACCUCCUCCUUUAUCUAUUUUUUUGCUUCGGAUGAUAGUCAAAACCAAGCAUCAUUAACCUGGGGGUAAAAGUCAAUUCGAUCAGAACCUGAAACAACACCUGACCUGACCUGAUUUGGAGAAAUUCUCUCAAAUUUGGGGAAGGUUCAGGGGACGAAGAACAACAAUGGUUUUCAUGAUCUUCCCUUAAGUUUAGAUUUUGGGGAAGAGUUUUGAGAGAGAUAAGGAUUUGGUGCAACUCCAUCGAAAAAAGGUGCAAGAAUAUUGAUACAAUUAGAGAACUCGCCUUCAAUGGAGCUCCACUUCCUUAAGUCCCCAAUCUCUCUCAUUAUACCUAUACUCUUCACCGCCUUCAUCCUCGGUUGCUUCCCCACCGUCCGAUCCGAGCAGGAAGAUAGUUUCAUCAAACUGCCCUCGGAGUCUCAACCAGCUGAUGUAUGUCCCGCCCAGACUACGUCACUGGUUCACGCCCUCUCGUGUCCGGUCAAUUGCUUUCGACCGGACCCGGUAUGCGGCGUGAACGGUGUGACAUACUGGUGUGGCUGCCAGGAGGCACAAUGUGCAGGGGUUAAAGUGGCCAAGUUGGGAUUUUGCGAGGUGGGAAAUGGGGGUGCGGCUCCUCUAUCUGCGCAGGCCUUGCUUUUGGUUCACAUUGUGUGGCUUAUCGUCCUCGGAUUCUCAGUUUUGUUUGGACUUUUCUAAUUCAUUCAUCUGGUUUUGUUGGUUCAGAUUACAGGUUUUGUCCAUCUAGCUUUUGCACGAAGGAUGAAUCACAGCUCUGUAUUUUUCCUUUUUUGUUGCUUUUUGGGUUAUAUGAUAUGGUAACCCUCUCUUGCCGCACCAUUGUAAUAACUUAUGCAAGAAAGAUAUCAAAAGGUUAUAUUUGGUUGAAGUCGUAGGAGGAACCUUUCUUCAUUUCAAUAGUUAGGUACAUUCCUUGUACAUUCACCAUACAUUAUUAAGAAGUUUGAGAUUGGAUGCUUAAAAA